Haliotis rubra (blacklip abalone) is the source of this 2765-nucleotide messenger RNA. RefSeq lists its product as uncharacterized. The transcript is spliced from 5 exons. The record is from RefSeq and is a predicted model, not a curated record. Lineage: Eukaryota; Metazoa; Mollusca; Gastropoda; Lepetellida; Haliotidae. The coding region runs from base 384 to 2234 and encodes 616 amino acids.
UGGAUUACUGUGAAGGAAAGCCACAUGACACUUGUCUACUCAGCAAUGGUAUUAAAUACCCCUGUCAGAGUCAAAGCAGGUGGUCCCUAUGUCGCUGUUAUUUGAUUGGUCCGCUAUUCUAAGCCACACGUAACUUUAUCCUUGUGAUCAGAGGGUACCCAAGGUGUUAGUUAGAUACCCCUGGUAACUGAAAAGAGAGUAGCCAAACAUAAUCCCAAGCAUUUCAAGAUGACUCCUGGAAAAGGUUAGAGCAGUGAAACAAUAGAACCCUGUGUUGAGGACAGUACCCAUUGGUGCGCGCACAUCGAUAAACAAUAACCCGGAUACACUUACACUACAAACACAACAGCGAGCUGAUCAAACUUUUCCUUGGAGCGGCUGCAAUGGCGACCACCUUGUCAACUGCUCGCCAGGAAUACCUUGAUGCCCUGGUUGCAAGUUUGGUGGACGGAGAGGCGUUGUCUGACUGCGCCACUGAUCACGUGAGACAACUGGGCGUGGACUUAAUGAGAGGUUUGGAGGAGAAGUACCGCCAUGUUGGGGAAGUCAUGCUGCAAAGGAAGGGUUGCCUUGACGAUGUUCGAACACUGUACCUCGAGGCAGAGACACAAGCUCUUGCAGAGUUCCAUGCUCACAUAAAUGCAGCUACAACUUCCGGUCAUGUUGUUGAUACCCACCGUCACCGCAGAGCUAUCCAGGCGUGCUAUACGGAUCUGGUUAGAAAUAUUGACAUCAAGAACACCACCCUGUCAGAUGAGUUUGUCGCUCAAGGCGUCAUCGAUGCCGAGGACGCCGACUCCAUGACAGGGAUAAAGUCAACAAAGGCUGCGAACGAAGCCUUCCUGAAACGAGCUUGCAUUAUGUUUGCAUUUGAACAAUUUGUGGAUACCUUUCUCCCAACUCUGUCCUCAUAUGUGCCGGAAGAUCUUGCAAGGAAAUUACGAGAUUUGACGGAUUCAGAGCCCCCAGGAUCUGUCAACAAAUGCCCAGUGUGUCAAGUGAAAGCGUAUGUCGACCCAAGACACAUUACAGAUGAAUUGUUUGAGAUGACCGCCAUUUCAUUCAACCUACAUUCAGACCUAAAGAAUCAGACUCUUAGUACUGAAUCCAGGUGGGCACGCAUCGUUGACACUGUGAAACGACCAGGGGAGAUCGUAGAGGCAUUGGAGAAGAUUCUUCCGUGUCGUGUCUUUGAGGAAUUCAAACUUGGAAGGGUCGACGAAUUCGUCUGCAGAUGUCCUGUUUCAAUGGGAGAAAAUGGUAUGGCUGAGGUUGCUGAGAUGGGAACAGCGGAACAGACAGUUCCUAAAAGUCUGCAAGAUGAAAGAAACACUGACACUGCCAAUGAAGGUACAAACUGCCAUGCCCACAGGACUGGUCUUCAACGGGUACAUCGCCUGUUGGUGACUUACUUACAAGGAAGAGGGCCGGAAUUGUUGGAGAAGUUGGACGAAAUAAACGCCAUCGAGGACUGCGACGUAAGAUCAAUAGCAGCAAUGUCAAAUGGGAAGAUGCAAGCUGAGGCUAUUCUCAGAAUUGUUCAGGAUACGCUUUCGUUUGGGCAGUUCGUGGAGAAGGGUCUGCCCAUAAUAUCUUCAUCCUGUCCUCAGUCAGUGUAUGAAGAACUGCGGACAGCCGUGUGGGUAAACUGGGCAAUGCCUGAACCCACCAUAUGCAGUGUGUGUCAGACAAGAAAUAGAAUUGACCCAAAACGACUUGCAGACAUCUUCUUAGGAAAGGAAUGUAUCACCGUGAACGUGCACAGUAACUUAAAAACAAGUGGAAUUAGUAAAGAAGAUAAAUGGGACAUGAUCUGUAAGAAUGUUCCCCAUGACGUCAUCCUUGCAGCUCUGAAGGAACAGUGUCCUGGCUUCUACGAAGACGCGCGCUUACAAGAUGUCACCAAGUUUGACUGUCACUGCGACAGUGACACCCUCAGCGCCACCCUCACGGACGUCGCCUGCAUGGAUGACGUCGAAAGUGUUGACGGCAUCGCUGAUGCUCCAAUGGAUAUUGACUCAGGAGAGAGACAGUCGAGGGCUGACCGAUCAAGGAGAAUAGGAGAGGUAUUUGUACAGCACUGCAGGAGGACCCACAACAGAAGAACAGACAGGAACACCAGGAAAUCUGUCGUCACAUCUCCUGUUGAUUACCUUGAUGCCGUUGUACAAAACAACCUUAGCGCUAAGGAUACCUUAGCCUAUGUUAUGGUAUUGGAGUUACGGUCACCUUAGCGCUAAGAUUGCAUUGUACAACGGCACCCUGGGUCUGUAUGCCUACUACCAUCGGAAUGGAUUCUUCACACGUCUCUACAAAAAUCUGAAGAACAGAUGGGCUCGACAUACAGGGGCGACACAUGAGUUUGAACAGCCGAGACGCUUUGUGUUCGAUGCGUAUGUGUUGUAUUCUACAGUAAGCAUUGCCUUUGUGAAAGAGAUACUAGAUCACAAGGAACUGUCUCAUUUCCGGUUCUGUGGAAGAUAUCCAUUGUACAUAGAAUCAAAUGUAAAAAUUAUUAGAUAUUGGUUGAAGUUAUUAACAAUGCCCUCACACCGAUUGCCAAGAAAAUGUUAUGAAAUGAUGAUACUAUAUGAUAGCCAUGGGAAACGUCAUUGGGUAACAUACAUAAAACAGUUAUUAUCAUCUAUCGGCUUCGGCAAUGCCUGGCAUGAACAAUUUGUAGAAUCUCAUUCUCACUUUGUCUGUACAGUUAAACAAAGACUUAAAGAUAUAUUCCGUCAAAAUUGGUUAACUAGUCUCUCAAU